Molecule: messenger RNA, 4017 nt
Organism: Tachysurus fulvidraco (yellow catfish)
Lineage: Eukaryota; Metazoa; Chordata; Actinopteri; Siluriformes; Bagridae
Gene: gpr61l
Product: G protein-coupled receptor 61-like
Exons: 2
Coding region: 581-1858 (425 amino acids)
Biological process (GO): G protein-coupled receptor signaling pathway
Cellular component (GO): signaling receptor complex; plasma membrane; endosome
Molecular function (GO): G protein-coupled receptor activity
Source: RefSeq, a predicted model, not a curated record
UGAACGGGUGUAUAGUAGGACCCAGGGGAGUACAGCUACUCCUGAGGACAGAGGAGCAUGUGUAUGUUUAUCAGAAGAGGGGGGACGGACCAUGGAAUACAAUGUGUAACAGUCACAGCCCUACACACACACAGAGAGGGAGAGGGAGCAUUAUACAGUAUUAAGACAUCAACUUAAGUGGUGCAUGUAUUGAUGAACAACGGUGGAGGCAGGCAAAAAAGGUGGUGGCUUCCUCUUCUCUCACCUGGGCCCCAAGGAAGACUAUACUGUAACUGUUCCACAUCUCAGUUGUUGGAUCUGAUGACAAAAAAUCUUCCCAAAAGACACAAGCUGGAUAACACAUCUGGAAGGAGAGAAGUGAGAGAGUGUGAGCAUCAUGUCUUUUGGGUAAUGUUGACUUAUUCAAAGCAGCAAGCAGUCUGUGAUCUAGACUACCUUGGGUAAGAAGUGGAUUCUGCUGUUCUCUCUGGGUGAAUAAAAACAACUAUGGUUCCUGCAGAAAUACAGCUAAAAAUCAGAGGAAAUCCAAUACUUGCGAUGGUGGAUGGUGGACCUUGAUGUGGCAUACAAACUGUGAAUUAUGGAGAAAUCUGGGCCAGGAUUCCUGGCCAAUCACACAACUCCAAAUGAUACAUCGAGCCAAUGGAGACCCACAAAGCCUACCCUACCAAGCAUGGAGGAGGUCAUCCACUCAGAGUCCCAAAUUAAACAUCUAGUGGGGUUAUUUGGCAUGGUGACCCUUAACCUUGCAGCCCUGCUUGGCAACACUGGAGUUAUUUUGGCCAUUGCCCGAGCUCCACACACGAAGAAAUAUGCAUUUGUGUGCCAUCUUUGUGCAGUGGAUUUGCUCUGUGCCAUAUUACUGAUGCCUCUUGGAAUAGUAUCGAGCUCUCCGUUCUUCAGUACUGUGACAUUUACAGUCCUGGAGUGCCAAGUCUACAUCUUUCUCAAUGUGUUUCUGGUCUGUGCCUCUAUUCUGACUGUAACUGCCAUUAGUGUGGAACGUUACUAUUACAUCGUUCAUCCUAUGCGUUAUGAGGUAAAGAUGACGAUACACCUGGCUGUUGGAGUCAUGGUAUUAAUUUGGGUGAAAUCUUUGCUUUUAGCGCUUGUUACCUUACUCGGUUGGCCAGCAUAUGGGAAUCAAAGCUCCAUUGCAGCUACUCAUUGCUCUCUGCACUGGAGUCAUAGUCGUCUCAGGAAAGUGUUUGCCAUUCUCUUCAGUAUGAUUUGUUUUCUAGUUCCUGCAGUCGUGAUUUUUGCUGUAUACUGUAGUGUCUACAAGGUAGCACGCUCAGCCGCAAGACAGCAAGUUCCCAUGGCCCCCUGGCCCUCUAAUCCUGCUAAGUGUCGCUCAGAUUCCAUUAACAGUCAGACUACCAUCAUUACAACUACACGGAGUCUGCCUCAGAGACUGUCCCCUGAGAGGGUAUUUGGAGGAGGAAAGGCUGCCCUCACACUUGUAGUCAUUGUGGGGCAGUUCCUGCUUUGCUGGCUUCCAUACUUCUGCUUCCACCUUCACAUGUCCAUCACAGCACCACUCCAGAGUCCAGGAGACGUAGAGGAGAUUGUCACCUGGUUGGCAUACUCCUCAUUCGCAGUGAACCCAUUUUUCUAUGGACUGCUCAAUAGGCAGAUUCGAGAGGAACUCAUAAAGCUGAGGAAGUGCUGUAGAUCCAACAGACCUGUGGAAUUUGGAGGCUCUAGUCAUGAAGGCUCCAUCCAGGAGAACUUCCUGCAGUUCCUGCAGAGGACCAGCAUCAAGACUGAGACCACCAGGUCCACCUGUGCCAACUCCAGUCCCAGAAAUACCCUGGACCAUGGUGUCAGGAUACCUGGACAGAUCCCAGAGGAGUGACUAAGACUCUGAACAUGUGCAUUUUCUCAUGUCAUAUCAUGGUAUAAAAAACAUGGUCUCUGUUCUAGAAGUGUUACAUUUAAACUAAGCCAUAUUAAUGCUGAUGGAUGUAAAUAUGAGCCCAAAGAAGGUACCAUUUUGUUGUACUUUGGAUCUGAUAAUAGGUUAAAUAUUUAAAAUGUAUUAGAUUUAAUUUAUUCUUUUUUUUUAUUAGAAUUUUGGGCACAUUAUGAUCAUCACAUGCACUUUGAAACUGAAGUCAAUAACAAAUAAUUCAGUAUUCAAUUUAACUGUUUUUUUUUUAGGUAAUAACAUAGCUUACAAAACAUUUUUUCUAAAAGAAAUGAACAAUAUAAAUAUAAAUGAGAAAUCAGGGUUUCAUAUGAUUUUCUUAAUUGUGUGACAUUAACACAUCAGUCUUCCAGUAAAGCUGAGGAGGCUUCUGUAUAGCUUGCUAAUUCCAUCUACACAUCACCAUGGAAAUGUGGUGAGUCUUGCAUAGCAACAGGCUCUUUUGAGCUCAGGUCUGCUGACAAAUUGUAUAAAGUAGUGUCCUGUAUUAGCUUUUCAGCCAAGCUAAGCAGUAAUAAUGCAUUACAUGCAGCUCACCACUAACUGCACAUUCACAUUAUUGUACCUGGGUGCGGAAAAGCCGCUUUUGCUACUUCUAUCUAAAUGCAUUUAUUACACAAAACACAGAGCCAUGCUGGUUUAAAGCACUAAAAAUCAUUACCAUGGAACAAAAGUGCUCAGGCAGAGAUAACAGUGUGAGUUUUAUGGGCUUUUUGCUGUUUGUGCAGGACCAUAACAAACAGAGAGAGAAAAAAAUCAGGAGCAGGCUAGUUUGUCUCCAGCAAACAGGAACAAAAUCUAGGGGUACAUGUUGCUACAAGUGUGUAAUGUAUAAUGAUAGUAUAGUGUAUUAUAUAUGUAAGCAAAGAGUGGUUGCAUUAAAGAUACACACUCACAUAAUUCAAGACAUUUUCCAUCACCUUUUCAUUCAAAAUAUAAAAAGCUUAGGAAGCACAGUUUUUUUAAAAUGCAUCAUUAAAUUGACCAUUAACCCGUUUUGCACCAUAUUUAAUUUAUGAGCAUUGUGUUAGAAAUGACUAUUUCUAAAUCUUCAUUAGACAUUCAGUAGAUAAUGACCUUGCCUGCAACUUCAAUCAAUGGGCCAACCAUCAGGGCUGACCAAGAAAGAGAAAGAGACAGGAUGAGCGAGCAAAUGAACAAGAGACAGAUGCGCAUGUGAUAUGAUUAGGGAUUUAUAAACUUGAGUGUCUCUGUCUCGAUCAAAACAAGGCCAGAACAAAACAAAAUCUGAAAGGAUUUAGAGAUGCUGAGGUAAAGAUUAAAGGGAAAUGAUUAAAGAGGGUGAAGGUGGGGAGGGGACAGCACCCAAUAACCCUUUGUUUCUCUUUGAAUAGUGGACAGAGGGAGAAUGGGUGGCAGUAAUCUGUGCUAGUGUGCUCACAGACCUCAGUCAUGUAUCUAGUGCCUAUGUAUAUAACCAUGAAAAAUAAUUCAGUUUUGGACUUUACAAACAGGGCAAGCUUUAAUAAUUAUACUUGAUAAUAAAAUGAAAUAAUAGUGCAUUUAGUGAGGGCAGGGUAAACACUACGGUGGCCUGUAAGCGACUAUUGUAUCACACAAUGGACCUGCACAGGACUGACACAGGACUGUUUAUUUUAAUAUUAGUAAGUAGUAAUUAAACAGUAGGAUGAGGAUUCAAAUCAGUGCUGUUUAAAGUGGUGCACAAGAGCAGAGAGACCAUGUAGGGGGGGGUACGAAGGAGGAGUGUGGAGGCCGGGAAGAAAUAGUGAGGUGUAUCUGGUUCAAGUACAAAACGCAAUAAGCUGUAUCUGAGUCGUAUUCAAGAACAGUAUGUGCUAUUGUGUGACUGAGACAUUAGACAGUUUACAAUGUUCCCAAAUGUUCCCUGUAUUGUGGGUGAUGAUAAUUUUGUUAAACUGUAAAUGUAAAACAUGAAAAUGAUCUACAAUAAGAAACAUUUGAAUCAGAUAGGAGACACACUAUUUAUACAAACUACUGUACUCAUUUUGACCAAUAUGAUUUAUCUAUUGAAAUUUAGCACUCUGUAGAUAAAGAUAUGAUCAUUUCUCCUCCCAUCUUUAACCAUACAACAAUUUCUAUGCUAC